GGCACCAGAUGCGGGCGGCCCUAGGGGUGGAGCAAACAGCGGCUCCUCCUCCCGGAGGCUUCGCAGCACCUGGGCUCGCGGGAGCUGGGGCCUCGGGACCCAGGUGCAGGGGCGGCCCUGCCUGCCGGGCUCACCGGCGCCCCCGCGCGGCAACCCCAGGGACGAUGCUCUGCUUUCCGUGGAGGGCUGGCCCCCGGGGGAAGCCGGGAGCGCACCGCCAGCCGCCAGGGCAGAGGGAGACCGGCCCGCAGGCCGAGGCCCCCGCAGGGCCCGCCGCGGAGGAUCGAGCGGCCACGGUCAUCCAGUGUGCGUUCCGGCAGCUCCUGGCCCGCCGCCGGCAGGAGCACCGCAACUACCUGCAGCGCGUUGAACGGCUGGAGAGGGAGGCCUUCGUGGCCCUGGUGCGGAGGGAGCAGGAGGCGGCGCGAAGGCGGCGGGAGGCGGAGGAGGCGGCCGAGCGGCGGCGGCAGGAGGAUCGACAGCGCGGGGCGCGGCUGCGGGAGGCGGCCUUCGCCGGGGACCUGGGCGAGAUCAAGGCGGUCCUGCGGGAGGUGGACGAGCUGCUGACUCGCGAGGGCGUCGGCCACGACGAGGCGGGGUUGGCGCUGCGGCGGCGGGGGCGCGUGGCUCUGGUGGAGAGCGAGGACCGCGGCGGGAACACGCCGCUGUCGGAGGCGGCGGCCGGCGGGCAGGCCCUGGCCAUCCGGCUGCUGGCGGAGCAGGGCGCCAGCCCCAACAGCAAGGGCGCCUACGGCCGGACGCCGCUGUACCGGGCGGCCUUCGGGGGGCACCUGGAGGCUGUGGAGGCGCUUCUGGAGCUCGGGGCGGACCCCCGGGUGUACGCAGAAGACGGUAGCACCCCCGAGCAGGUGCCCUCCCUGGACGCCGUGGUUAGUGUGCUGAGGUCCUGGGACCUAGGCCUCACUGAGGCCAUGCUGCAGAGCAUGGAGGCCGAGCGGCAGCGCCGGGCCCGGGAGGCCGAGAGACAGGAGGCACAGGCCCAGCGGUGCGGCCGGGGGGGGAGGGUGGGGGUGGCGGCAAGGGGCGGCUCUGAGCGGGCUGUCCCCUCCCCCACCAGCCUGAAGUCCCGAGUGCAGCAGCUGGCUAAGGAAGGGCGGCGGCGCCACAGAGAGCUGCAGCAGGCCUACUGUGAGCUCAACCAGAGGAUCACGGAGCACGACAAGUGUGAAGGGAGGCGCCUGGGCCGCACUGAGCUCACGCUGCAGGCCAUCAAGGACGCGGAGGCCCAAGUGGACAGGCUACGUCUGGAGGCCCAGAAGGCGGAGGAGACGCUGGCCAUGGCCAGGCUGGAGCUGCGGGAGCAGACCCAGGAGGGGGAGGAGGAGGAGGAGGAGGAGGAGGAGGAGGAGGAGGCAGCGGCGGCGCCGGGGCUGAAAUGCCAGGUCACUGAGCUGCACGACGUACUAAUGAAGGAUGUGGGCGACCGCAUCCGCGCGGAUGGCAGGUGGCCUCUUGUCAUCGACCCUUCGGGCCAGGCAGCCACCUUCCUGCGCUACCAGGACACCAACUACGUGGACGCGGUGAACCCGGACCACUUGCGGCCGGAGAGGAUCCGGCUGGCGCUGCUGGGGGCGCUCAGGUACGGGAAGCCGCUGGUGUUCGACCUGCGCGACGUGGACCUGUUCCCCGCCGUGCGGCAGCAGCUGGAGGCGGUGCAGCCCGGCCUGGCGCAGGAGCUGCUGGGCCGCGGGCUCCUGGAGCGGGAGCGGUACCUGUCGCUGGUGCGGCCCGCCGACGGCCCCGAGUACGGCCCCGCCGGGUUCCAGGAGGCGCGCCUGCGGCACUUCCGCCUUCUCUUCAUCACCAGGGCUCAGCGGCCGUCGGAGGAGCAGCUGCGGGUGCUGCUCCCGGUGCGCGUGCAGCUGCCCCGCGGGGGCCUCUAGCGCCCGGCCCGAUAAAGUCAGCCCUGGGAUGCGGGGCCGUGACCCCCAGGACCGUACCUGCCUCCCACUGUGUGCAGCCACCCCGUGUGGGGAGUGGGGCGGGGUGUGCGUGGGGGCCCCGGAUGGGGGAGGGCCUGGGGGUUCAGGGUUGUUUCCGGCCCCCCCCCAGCCCAACCACCGUGAACCCCAGCCGUGGGGUGUGGGCAGGCAGACAGGAGGUAAAACGUAGUCAACUUUAUUCUUCUUAAACCACAAAA
Prionailurus viverrinus (fishing cat) is the source of this 2161-nucleotide messenger RNA. It is a transcript of the gene IQANK1, whose product is annotated as IQ motif and ankyrin repeat containing 1. The record is from RefSeq and is a predicted model, not a curated record. NCBI's taxonomy places the organism in Eukaryota, Metazoa, Chordata, Mammalia, Carnivora, Felidae. Gene Ontology annotation, cellular component: nucleus; cytoplasm. Gene Ontology annotation, biological process: regulation of barbed-end actin filament capping. Gene Ontology annotation, molecular function: protein binding.